Molecule: messenger RNA, 903 nt
Organism: Penicillium psychrosexuale
Lineage: Eukaryota; Fungi; Ascomycota; Eurotiomycetes; Eurotiales; Aspergillaceae
Exons: 3
Coding region: 1-903 (300 amino acids)
Molecular function (GO): acetyltransferase activity
Source: RefSeq, a predicted model, not a curated record
AUGGACACCCCAAAACUGGCCUCUGCCUAUACAUUGGCCCAAUUGACCAAGCAUCUGAACUACAUCGCUCUACCAGAUCAAUAUGCCCAGUAUAUCAACGAGCCAGAGUCAUUCCCCAAGACCGAAGAAGCACUGAAAGAUCUCUUCCGGUGCCAGAUCACUCGAUUCCCAUACGACAACCUGACGUGCCAUUACUCCGCUACCCAACAAGCAGAUGUCAACCCCGACAAGAUCUACACCAAAGUCAUCGGAAACGACGACACACCCCGCUCCUGUCGAGGAGGCUACUGCUUGGAAAUGGGCAUUUUCUUCCACCACAUUCUGCGUGGGCUAGGAUUCUCCGUGUACAUGACAGGUGGUCGGAGCCGGGAUCGGACAGACGGUAUACCACAAGGGGAUUUCAGGGGAUGUCCACACAUCGUCAACAUCGUCCGUCUGCCAAGCGGCGCACAGUAUCAUCUGGACGCAGCGUUCGGCGGAGACGGACCAACAAGUCCCCUACCGCUGAUCACGGGACAGAUAACGAAGAACCUGGGAUCACAGGAAUUGCGACUGGUUUACGACAAUAUGCCUAAGCAGACGCGCAAAGAGCAGAAGGUCUGGAUAUACCAAUAUCGCAAUGCUGCAGACAAGCCGUGGAAUUCUUUCUAUUCGUGUGCGGAACUGGAGUUUUUCCAGGAUGACUUUGAGUUCAUUCGAAACGGGGAGACGGCGGGAUUGCCGUUGUUAGAGGGUGAGGUGUUGGAGGAGAAGACAGAUGAUGUUUUUGUUGCCGGAAAGAUUAUGAUGGUUAACAAUGUCGUCAAAUUGAAUAUGGGUGGAAGGACAAGGAUCAUUGAUUCAUUUGAAACCGAGGAGGGGAGGUUUGAAGCGCUGAAGAAAUGGUUUUCUAUUUAUUUGUGA